Messenger RNA from Eptesicus fuscus (big brown bat), 1357 nucleotides. Its product is annotated as F-box only protein 6. Bases 272 to 1090 code for a protein of 272 amino acids. Gene Ontology annotation, biological process: SCF-dependent proteasomal ubiquitin-dependent protein catabolic process; glycoprotein catabolic process. Gene Ontology annotation, molecular function: protein binding; ubiquitin protein ligase activity. Gene Ontology annotation, cellular component: SCF ubiquitin ligase complex; endoplasmic reticulum quality control compartment; cytoplasm. The record is from RefSeq and is a predicted model, not a curated record. NCBI's taxonomy places the organism in Eukaryota, Metazoa, Chordata, Mammalia, Chiroptera, Vespertilionidae. The transcript is spliced from 6 exons.
GAGGCGGGAGCGGACGGAACCUCGGAGGCCUCCGACUCCAGGUCGACGCGCAGCUCGGGUCCCGCCGGCCGUCCUGCCGGUGCUCAGGUCGCGGCCAGCAGGACGACAGGCAGGGGGGCGACAGGCGCGAGAGGAAGCAGGAUUAGGAGGCCCAGGCCUCUGAAGAUCUGAGGAAUCCACCUCCUUGGUCAGGGCUCAUAACCACCAUUGUUGCCCCCCCGCUCCCCCCCCACACACACACACUGGCCUGUGUGUGCACCCCAGCCCAGCAAUGGCCCUGGUCAGCAUCAAUGAACUGCCUGAGAACAUUCUGCUGGAGGUAUUCACAUACGUGCCUGCCCGUCGGCUGGUAUUGGACUGCCGCCUUGUCUGCAGCUUCUGGCGCGACCUCAUCGACCUUAUGACCCUCUGGAAACGCAAGAGCCUGCGUGAGGGCUUCAUCACCGAGGACUGCGAUGAGCCUGUGUCUGACUGGAAGAUUUUUUACUUUUUGUGCAGCCUCCGCAGGAACCUCCUACGCAACCCAUGUGCUGAAGAGGGUAUGAGUUCCUGGCAAAUCGACCAAAAUGGGGGGGACCGUUGGAAGGUGGAGAGCUUACCUGGAGCCCAUGGGGAAGAUUUUCCUGACUCCGAGGUCAAGAAGUACUUUGUCACAUCCUAUAGAUUAUGCCUCAAGUCCCAGAAGGUGGACCUCAAAGCUGAGGGCUACUGGGAGGAACUAAUGGACACAGUCCGGCCUGACAUCGUGGUGAAGGACUGGUUCGCUGCCAGAGCAGACUGCGGCUGCACCUACAACAUCCGAGUACAGCUGCUCUCAGCCAACCACAGCGUCUUGGCCUCCUUCGAGCCCCGACGUGUGACCAUCCAGCAGUGGAGCGAUGCCCAGUGGACAGAGGUCUCUCACACCUUCUCAGAUUACCCUCCAGGCGUCCGCCACAUCCUCUUCCAGCAUGGGGGCAGAGACACCCAGUUCUGGGCAGGCUGGUAUGGGCCCCGUGUCACCAACAGCAGCAUCAUCAUCAGCCCUAAGACGACCAGGAACCCAGCGGCCUCCAGAACUCAGCCCGAUACCACGCAGGAGCCGGAAUGAGAACAGGAAUGGGAAUGGGAUGAGGACUUUAAUAACUUGCCCUCCCCACUUCAUUUCUACAGACCCUGACAGUCUGGAUCUGCUAGCCUUUCACCUGCCCUCUGUCCCUGCCAGCCAAGUGCCAAAGGUCUCCUCCAGGCAAGAGAUGGCCUGUGGUGGGCAGGGAGGCCCUUGCCCCGGGACCUCCUGCCACAGUUGUAACCUUGGGCAAACCCACUGUUGUGUAGCUCUCACUUCUUGUCAUAAUAAAUGUUCCCAGGAAAACCA